UCCUAUUCAUUUCUCAGCCCAGCACACAGACACAUACCGCCCGAUGUCAGUCCCCGAAGCAUCGUGUCGGAAUAUGAACGCGGAUCGACGCCCAAGCUUUUCCGACCACCGCGCCGGAACCCUACACUCCGAUUCACCCCAUGAUCCUCUCCUCCGGCCGGGCUCCUUCAUCGACGCCACCACCACCGCAACAACCUCCAAUGGCCGAACCCCAAUCCAAACCAAAAAUCCCCAUAAAGCGCCGCAGCAAUCGAACCGUUCGGAGCCCGGAGCCGGCGCGGAGAGCACGGAGGGAGGGGCGGGGCGUGCCAAGCGAAAAGGGGUAUCGGAGCCGCUGGAGAACUGGUUGCCACCGGGUUGGUCCGUGCAGGAGAAAGUUCGGAGCUCUGGUUUAACGGCUGGAUCUACAGAUAGGUAUUACUUUGAUCCAGUCUCAGGUCGCCGGUUUCGGUCAAAGAUAGAAGUUCUCCGCUUUCUUGAAACGGGAACAGCUAAAAAGGCAAAGACAGAGAAUGCUAGUGCUGACAAAACAUCUGUCGAGGGUUCUGGAAGCCAAAAACAAAAGAAGUCUAGCACGAAGCCAAAGAAUUCUGCGUUGAACUUUGAUUAUACUGAUGUGCCCGAGAAGGUGGAAUGGGCUCUUACAGACUCUUCCGGACAGUCCUGGACACCCUUUAUUGAUAACAAAAAGGUCCCUGAAUCUACAUCAAAAGAAUGGGCUGCUGCAUUUGCAUUAGUCCCAUACAAAAAAUAGUGUCCACCCUCAUUGGAAACAUUUUGAACCCUCCUGCUGUAUCACUAAGUUUGCGCUGCAGAAAACCGUCAUUCUUUUUGCCAACAGACGUACACUGACCAAUACUAGAUCCUGUAUCUCCAUAUUCCAUCCCUACUGAUCUUUUUUGGUAUCUUUUGGAUCCAAAGAAUUCAUAUCGUGGACAGCGAAGCUCAUCGACAUUGUUUUUUGGCAUUUGGCCUAUUUUGGGUAUAGGUAUAUUCAAAAACUCUUAUAUUUACCGUUGUAGUUUUUUGUUUCUCUCCAAGUGAUGUUAGACUAACUGUAAUGUUGUUGCUCGUUUUCGGGUUUAUGGAGUUGUAAGCGUAUUUUGGAUACAUAUACAGUUGUCUCUUAAAUAUACAUGUAAGUCGUGUCUGGUUUUAUC
Messenger RNA from Pyrus x bretschneideri (Chinese white pear), 1160 nucleotides. RefSeq names its product methyl-CpG-binding domain-containing protein 5-like. Gene Ontology annotation, molecular function: DNA binding. NCBI's taxonomy places the organism in Eukaryota, Viridiplantae, Streptophyta, Magnoliopsida, Rosales, Rosaceae. The transcript has 3 exons. The coding region runs from base 44 to 754 and encodes 236 amino acids. The record is from RefSeq and is a predicted model, not a curated record.